Molecule: messenger RNA, 430 nt
Organism: Paramecium sonneborni
Lineage: Eukaryota; Ciliophora; Oligohymenophorea; Peniculida; Parameciidae
Source: the annotation of a GenBank genome assembly
AUGUGUGGAUUAUUAUUUUAUAUUUUGAUGGCAUUUGGUUUGAAUUAUUUGUUAUAUAGUUUAGUAAGUGCAGUUAUAUUGGAUGCAUUUUCAUGAUAAUUAGAGAAAGGGAAUCAGUAUGAAGAAAAGAGAAAGAAUAUAAUAGAAAUUAGGAAUUUAAGGAGUAUUAACUAGGAUGAUAUUAAAUUAGAUACUUUAUCAUCAUAUAAAACCUAGAAAGAACUUCUAAUCAAUAUUUAAUAAAAUUUGGAUGCUAGGUUUCAAAUUUAAAACCAAAUUUGCAGUUAAAAUAUAUUAAACGCAAUUGAUUAAUUUUUAACAUCAAAGAAAAAGUAUUUUUUGUCUAGCAUAAUCAUAGAAUUUGUAUACAUAUAAAAAUAUUUUUUGCAGAAAUCUCUUUUAAAUAGUAUAGAAUGCAGGUCGAUUGUGA